Messenger RNA from Vicia faba (fava bean), 1146 nucleotides. NCBI's taxonomy places the organism in Eukaryota, Viridiplantae, Streptophyta, Magnoliopsida, Fabales, Fabaceae. The record is from the annotation of a GenBank genome assembly.
AUGCAAAUCUUCGUUAAGACCCUCACUGGCAAGACAAUCACUCUCGAAGUCGAGAGUUCAGAUACCAUAGACAAUGUUAAGGCCAAGAUUCAAGACAAGGAAGGGAUCCCGCCCGAUCAACAGAGGCUCAUCUUUGCUGGCAAGCAACUGGAGGAUGGGCGUACCCUUGCUGAUUACAACAUACAGAAGGAAUCAACUCUCCAUUUGGUGCUCCGUCUCCGUGGUGGGAUGCAAAUUUUUGUCAAGACUCUCACUGGAAAGACCAUCACCCUUGAGGUAGAGAGCUCUGAUACUAUCGACAAUGUCAAAGCCAAGAUCCAGGACAAAGAGGGCAUUCCACCGGACCAGCAGAGGCUCAUCUUUGCUGGCAAACAGCUUGAAGAUGGCAGAACUUUAGCAGAUUACAACAUCCAGAAGGAAUCCACCCUUCAUUUAGUGCUCCGUCUCCGUGGUGGUAUGCAAAUCUUUGUCAAAACCCUUACAGGAAAGACCAUUACACUAGAGGUGGAGAGUUCAGACACCAUAGACAAUGUCAAGGCCAAGAUCCAGGACAAAGAGGGCAUUCCACCGGACCAACAGAGGCUCAUCUUUGCUGGCAAACAGCUUGAAGAUGGCAGAACUUUGGCCGAUUACAACAUCCAGAAAGAAUCCACCCUCCAUCUUGUGUUGCGACUUCGUGGUGGUAUGCAGAUUUUUGUGAAGACCCUUACAGGCAAGACAAUUACUUUGGAGGUAGAGAGCUCAGACACAAUUGACAAUGUGAAGUCCAAGAUACAGGACAAAGAGGGUAUCCCUCCAGACCAGCAGAGGUUGAUUUUUGCUGGAAAGCAACUUGAAGAUGGCCGAACUUUGGCUGAUUACAACAUUCAGAAGGAGUCCACCCUUCACCUUGUCCUCCGUCUGAGGGGAGGUAUGCAGAUCUUUGUCAAGACAUUGACCGGAAAGACCAUUACCUUAGAGGUGGAAAGUUCAGACACCAUUGACAAUGUGAAGGCAAAAAUACAGGACAAGGAAGGAAUCCCACCAGAUCAGCAGAGAUUGAUCUUUGCUGGGAAGCAACUGGAGGAUGGAAGGACCCUUGCUGACUACAACAUUCAGAAGGAGUCUACUCUUCACCUUGUAUUGCGCCUUCGUGGUGGAUUUUAG